Molecule: messenger RNA, 1610 nt
Organism: Amoebophrya sp. A25
Lineage: Eukaryota; Dinophyceae; Syndiniales; Amoebophryaceae
Source: the annotation of a GenBank genome assembly
CGACAAUUCUUGCCAAAAAAAUGCGCCAACUGCCAAGAAAGUGUGACAAUCUCUGUUAAAAAAAUGAGGGGUUCACUUUUGUGUAGAAUCCAGAACGUAAGAACCUAAUCUGGUUUAUUUCUUCAGAAAAAAGCCAGUGAGAAGAAAGCAGCCAUUGAAAAAGUCAAAAUUGAAUGAAAUAGAAAUACUAGAAAACAAGAAACAAAAAUGGUGCGUCUUUUAAGCGAAAAGGGAACUGAUGAGAUCGCGCGAUUGGUAGGGCCGCGGCGUGACAUUUAUUCAUCGGACCACGCCGUCUAUGAUGAUGAUUUUCGUAUCGCCGUCUAUGAAGACCGUCUUCAUACCCGCCGUCGUACCGACGCCGACACUUUCCAAGAAAGCACUUCCUUCACAUCGAAGACACUAAAAUUAAGGCUCAUCAAGAAUACAUUUUUACAAGUGAUUUUUUUUGCUGUUGGUUUCCUUAAUAUGGUUGGAUUGGAAGAAAUGCACGCAAGAAAUGAAUUCCUUUGCGCGCUAAUAAAAGAUCGCUUUAGAAACGACGAAAAACGAAGUACAGCACUGGGAGAUGACGUGACAGACCUGGAGUUGGAACUGGACUAUUUUCAGUUAAGGCUCUUACUAAUUCAGCGUCAACAGGCUCUGCUACGCAGUCAGCGGUCUACCUUUCGUAGGCGAGCGCGUCUUCUAGAAAACAUUGGAGAGAAAUAAGUGAACAGGGGAACGCCUAAACGACUAAGCCAACUGCGCAGUUAACUUAGUGGUUUAGGCGUUGGCCUGUUCACUUAUCAGAGAGAGAUAAGUUAACAGGGGAGCGCCUAAAUUACUGAACCUUAGCACCAACUGCCUCGAAGACACUUAACCUUAGGGUUUAGAGCCCCUUUUGUUUAGGCAGUUAACCACUGAGGCGUCUAAUGCAGCGUCAACAGGCUCUGCUACGCAGUCAGCGGUCUACCUUUCGUAGGCGAGCGCGUCUUCUAGAAAACAUUGGAGAGAAAUAAGUGAACAGGGGAACGCCUAAACUACUAAGCCAACUGCGCAGUUAACUUAGUGGUUUAGGCGUUGGCCUGUUCACUUAUCAGAGAGAGAUAAGUUAACAGGGGAGCGCCUAAAUUACUGAACCUUAGCACCAACUGCCUCGAAGACACUUAACCUUAGGGUUUAGAGCCCCUUUUGUUUAGGCAGUUAACCACUGAGGCGUCUAAUGCAGCGUCAACAGGCUCUGCUACGCAGUCAGCGGUCUACCUUUCGUAGGCGAGCGCGUCUUCUAGAAAACAUUGGAGAGAAAUAAGUGAACAGGGGAACGCCUAAACUACUAAGCCAACUGCGCAGUUAACUUAGUGGUUUAGGCGUUGGCCUGUUCACUUAUCAGAGAGAGAUAAGUUAACAGGGGAGCGCCUAAAUUACUGAACCUUAGCACCAACUGCCUCGAAGACACUUAACCUUAGGGUUUAGAGCCCCUUUUGUUUAGGCAGUUAACCACUGAGCCGUCUAAUGCAGCGUCAACAGGCUCUGCUACGCAGUCAGCGGUCUACCUUUCGUAGGCGAGCGCGUCUUCUAGAAAACAUUCUCAACACGAACGAACGAACCUCAGAGGAGCACCUGAAUGA